AGCGCAGCCUCGGACGGAGGAGCUACCCUUAUUCUUGUACCACUAUCAUUACCGCCACCAUUUCUGUAUUUCUCCCAUUUCUUCCCUUAGAGGACACUGAAUUUGACCUGCCAUGUCUUCAACGUCGCCUCGUUACCCGCCACCAGGGGGCUGUCCUCCUCGACCCCCGACAAUUGACGACCUUGCAGCGCGCGCCGUCGUGUCCCAGGAUAGCCGGAUACCUAUCAAGUCUCUAUUGAAGGCUGCAGAUACUUGGCGCAACCGAGGUCAGACCUACGAGGAGCAGCAAGACCUCCAAAACGCCUUCGUCGCUUACGCUAGUGCCGGCAAACUGGCAUUGGAGAUCAUUGCGGUUCACCCUGAUUACGACAAAGCACUCAACGAGGAGCAGAAGUCAUCUUUGGCGAAAGUGAGUGCGCCUAUUCGUUUUCUUAGGCAAAGUCCCCCCAGAAUGGUGAACGUAUUCUUGCCAACCUUGCGGGAGUAAAAGAUAAACUAUUGAGGCAACGGGAAGAAUGGGACCGCAAGUAUGGCGGUGCAACGCAGCAACCGAAUGGGGGUCAUACCCCAACU
This is a messenger RNA of Desarmillaria tabescens, 573 nucleotides long. RefSeq lists its product as uncharacterized. The transcript is spliced from 2 exons. The coding region runs from base 113 to 487 and encodes 124 amino acids. The record is from RefSeq and is a predicted model, not a curated record. NCBI's taxonomy places the organism in Eukaryota, Fungi, Basidiomycota, Agaricomycetes, Agaricales, Physalacriaceae.